AUGGGAUCGCGCAAGGCAUUCUCCACCGGCGUGGUCCCCAUCGAAGGGACCUUCCAUCUAGGUGUGCAGGGAACAGUCUCUGCACGCCACCUCCCAGACCUUAAUGCCUCCCCGUUUUUCUCAACAGCUGGCAGACAGUAUCGGUAUGACUAUAGUACAGCCAAAGUGAAAGGUUGGCUGAAACUGCAUUAUGUACCAACAACCUGGCACCAAGCACGAAUGCGGUGUCAUGCCGAAGGCGCUGUCUUGGCUUCACCUCUCAAUGCAUCAUUUCUGCACGCUAUGACCACUAUGAUGUCAACCAACAUAAGUACUACGAAAUGUGGAGUACUCAGCGGAAUUCAUGCGAUAUUCUAUGAAGGCGUUUAUUCAUCGCUAGAAGGAAUACCACUCAGCAGGAUUCCGGUGCGCUGGGCACCUGAUGAGCCACAUUAUAAUGAGGAUAAUGAAAGUUGCCUACUCCUUCUACCAAAUGGAGACAUGGCAGUCAUUAACACUUCUGAUGUGUACCCAUAUAUAUGCUAUAAGAAGAAAACUAAAAAUGUACUGACAGGAUGUGGCACUUACGAUAGUAAUUACCACCUGGAGCCCAGAAUCGGGAGCUGUUACAAAUUUCACAACACAUGCCUGACAUGGCAUAAAGCAUACAUGACGUGUGCUGGUGAAGGUGGACACCUGGCCAUCAUCAACAGCGCUAUUGAAGCUGAAGCACUCAAAGAGCUAUACGCUAAGUAUCCAUCAAACACAAUAAACUGCAGAUACAAAGAUUCGGCGAUGAUCGGUUUUCUGGACUGGACCCAAGAUAGUGUUUGGCUGACUAUACAUGGCGAGACAUUACAAAAAGCAGGUUACUCAAGCUGGAGUAAUGGUGCCCCAGAUAAUGCGACACGGGGCAACUUGGGGCAGCAGUGCGGGGCCAUCCUGAGGACUGGCCUGCUGAACGACGUGUGGUGUGCCGCGGUUCCGUUCGCUUUUAUCUGCGAGAAAAGUCCAGACAGCCUACUCUUCGACAACGACUUGGAUUACAUAUAAAUCGAUAAAGUGCUAAAAUCAUAAAAAAAAAUUAAUUUGUAUUAUCCAAAAAAGUCACUAUUGUUCGAACAAUGUCUGCACUCAGUUGACGAUUGUUAAAAUUAUUUUAUUACUAGCUGUACCCGCGAGUUUGUCUGCUUCGAAUUUAACUUUAUUUUUUUUUUUAAAUAAAAGAAUAUUUCUAAAGUAAAAGUAG
This is a messenger RNA of Achroia grisella, 1228 nucleotides long. RefSeq lists its product as uncharacterized. The coding region runs from base 1 to 1032 and encodes 343 amino acids. Lineage: Eukaryota; Metazoa; Arthropoda; Insecta; Lepidoptera; Pyralidae. The transcript is spliced from 6 exons. The record is from RefSeq and is a predicted model, not a curated record.